Actinia tenebrosa (Australian red waratah sea anemone) is the source of this 3312-nucleotide messenger RNA. RefSeq names its product N-alpha-acetyltransferase 15, NatA auxiliary subunit. NCBI's taxonomy places the organism in Eukaryota, Metazoa, Cnidaria, Anthozoa, Actiniaria, Actiniidae. Gene Ontology annotation, cellular component: cytoplasm; NatA complex. The record is from RefSeq and is a predicted model, not a curated record. Gene Ontology annotation, biological process: N-terminal peptidyl-methionine acetylation. Gene Ontology annotation, molecular function: protein binding.
GCAGCCAUCUUGGGGCAUUCCACGAGGCCGGGAACGAACAGGAAAAAUUACUUCAACAACCUGCUAUAGUGGGUAUAAGAAGCUAUGCCCACUUCACAACCACUACCGCCUAAAGAGAAUGCUCUCUUCAAAAGGAUAUUGAGAUGCUACGAGCAAAAGCAGUACAAAAAUGGCCUCAAGUAUGCCAAACAGAUCCUCACGAAUCCAAAAUUCUCUGAUCAUGGAGAAACGCUUGCUAUGAAAGGGCUGACUUUGAACUGUCUUGGACGUAAAGAUGAGGCCUAUGAGCACGUCAGGAAGGGUCUGAAAAAUGACCUCAAAAGCCAUGUGUGUUGGCAUGUUUUUGGCCUGUUGCAAAGGUCUGAUAGAAAGUACGAUGAAGCCAUUAAGUGCUAUAGGAAUGCACUUAAAUGGGACAAGGAAAAUAUUCAAAUCCUAAGGGACUUGUCACUGCUGCAAAUCCAGAUGAGAGAUCUUGAUGGAUAUAGGGAAACAAGAUACCAACUCCUCGUACUGCGACCAGGUCAAAGAGCAUCCUGGAUUGGCUAUGCCAUUUCCUAUCAUCUUCUAAAGGAUUACGAUAUGGCAUAUAAAAUCCUGGAAGAAUAUAGAAAGACCCUUAAUAUGUCUCUGUCCAAGAUGGAUAUUGAACAUAGUGAGCUUCUUCUUUAUCAAAAUAUGGUGUUGAAGGAGUCUGGACAGUUAAGAGAAUCUUUGAAAUAUCUAGAUGAUAAUGAUCAGUUGAUUUGUGACAAGCUGACAGUGAAGGAAAUUAAAGGUGAGAUUCUUAUGGAAUUGAAGGAAUUCAAGCAAGCUGAGGAAAUUUACAGAGAUCUUAUCAAGAGAAAUCCAGAAAACCAUUAUUAUUAUAAACAGCUAGAAUUAGCCCUCCAAUUAGAUAAUGCUGAAGACAAACUUAACAUGUAUCUUGAAUACUCGUCACUUUACCCUAAGGCAACAACUCCCAAGAGAUUGCCUCUAAACUUCACAACUGGUGAAACAUUUGCUGGCCUUGUAGACAAGUACAUGAGACCAGCCAUCCACAAGGGAGUUCCUCCCCUGUUUAAUGAUCUCAAAUCCUUGUAUGCUGAUAAAGAAAAGGGUAAGAUCAUUGGUGAUACUGCAUUUAGGUAUCUGGAAAACCUUGAAAAAUAUAGUACACUAGGUGGAAAAGGUGGAGAUUUGGAACCACCUACAGCAACACUUUGGACAUUGUAUUUCAUUGCUCAACAUUAUGAUUACUUAGAAAACACAGAAAAAGCUUUGGAAUAUAUAAAUCGUGCUAUUGACCAUACACCAACUCUCAUUGAAGCCUAUAUGAUCAAGGCAAUGAUAUAUAAGCAUGCUGGUGAUAUUGAUAAGGCAGCAGACAUAGUCGAUGAAGCCAGAGCUCUGGAUACUGCAGACCGUUAUGUGAACUGUAAAUGUGCUAAGUAUCAGCUUAAAGCAAAUCAAGUACAGAAAGCUGAAGAAACUUGUGCUAUGUUUACCAGAGAUGGUUUCCAAGCAGCAGAUAACCUGAAUGAAAUGCAGUGUAUGUGGUAUCAGACAGAAUGUGGUUAUGCUUAUCUGCGGCUAGGGAAGCUAGGGGAAGCACUAAAGAAGGCCCAUGAGCUAGAUAAACAUUUUGAGGAGAUAACAGAAGACCAGUUCGACUUCCAUACAUAUUGUAUGAGAAAGAUGACUCUCUGUGCUUAUGUAAAGUUGUUACGCCUGGAAGAUGUCUUAAGGAGUCACAAGUUUUACUUUAAAGCUGCACAAAUAGCAGUAGAGUGCUAUUUACGAUUGCACGACAAGCCUCUGACAUCGAGUGAUGAGGAUGAUGAUCUGAAUAACAGCCAUCUGUCUGCCAAGGAGCUGAAAAAGCUACGCAGCAAACAGAGACGUGCAGAGAAAAAAGCUCAGCACCAGGAGAAUAUGAAAGCAAAUGAGGUCAAAGAAUCAAAGGAUGCAGAGAAGAAAACUGAAGCAACAAAAGAUUCUUCUCUUGACCCAGACGCUUUAGCGAGGGUGUCAGACCCAUUGGAUCAAGCCUUGAAGUUUGUGAAGCCUUUGCAGAGUUUAGCUUCCCAUCGUAUUGAAACCCACUUGAUGGCUUAUGAAAUUUAUUACAGAAAAGGCAAGCUUUUAUUGAUGUUACAAGCAAUAAAGCGAGCUUUUCGUAUUGAUCCUGAGAAUGCCAAACUACAUGAGUGUAUCAUUAGAUUUUCUAGAAAAGUGGCUGAAUCCACUAGUAUAAGAGAACCAGUAGCUGUGUUGAUUAAACGUGAACUGAAGGCUAUCGUUGGUGAUGAAGACAUGAUGCAGUACAACAAGAAAUUUAUCGAGAAGGGACGGGAAUCUGUUACCAAAAGAUUAGCAGGUGCCAAGAUGAUGUAUUGUCUUGACCCAUCUCGAAAGGAAGAGGCACUAAGUUUGGCAACAGAUUUAUCAGAUACUUUGAUAGAUAGAAAUCGAACGAAUUGUACAAUGGUUUUCAACUCGCUAAAGGAAGGUGAUUUUGGCGAAUGUAAUGAAGCAAGCCAGAAAUACAAGAAUGGAUGUCACGAGCUCUUUAGGUAUUCUAAUCUUUUCUCUGGAGACGACAACUCCCCUAAAGUAAAUGGACUCGACGAAAAACCCAUGGCAGAAGAAGAUCCUGUAUGCGAUGGAGAAGCGUAGGACUGUACGAAUUUAAUUGGGAUAUUUCAAAAUGUUUAAGCACAGGAGUGCACUUUGUAUCUCAUCUUCAAACGAUGACUUUGAAAAGGCCAUUGAAUUCUGACUGCAUUGUCCUUUUUGAAAGAUCUUCCUUGAAAUGACUGCCAGUGUUUAGAACCAACAUUCCCAGUCCGUGGAAAUGUGAUGAACUUGGUGAACAGCUAGUUUAAUUUCGUGUGCUUCUCGCACGUCCUGUGGUUGUACGGUGGGUACAAUCAUGUGAACAUUAAAACCAAAAUCACCUAGAAGGAAAACGAUUCUAAAGACAAAAAUUAUUAAUGCUAGUUUUUAAAUUUUUUGCUUUGCACAUUGUAGGUCUAACUCUUGGUUUGUUAAUCCAUGUAUUAGAUAUUUUGUAACGGUCAUUCUCUGGUAAAUUGAUUUUCUUUCCUGGUUGAGUUUUCACAACUACCUGGGAAUUGAGCCUUAAAAUUGGUGAAUAAUUAUAUUUUUAUCUUGCUCACUUCCGGUCUUGAAAUGAUUUUUUUUCUUUUCUGGCUUUGAAACGAGAGCUUGUAAACAUUUAUCAUUUUAUUACCAAAAAGACUAGUCGACUGACUCUUACAGAAAUCCCCAAGACAAGACAAUAAUAAACAACACAUAGGAUGUUAA